CACGGCUGGUGGUCGUAGCUUAUUGUAAUGCCCAUCGCGCAAUGUCUCACCUCGUGCAAUUCAGCAGCUCACUAUUUUGCGUGCUCCUGCUCGCUGUUCCCAUCGCCUAUGGUUUCUCCUACGAGGAUCUACCGGCAGUAGCGAUGGAAUACAAAGUGCACAUUGACGCUGGCAAGGAGGAUUGCUACUUCCAAUAUGUAAAUCCGGGUGCAACUUUCUACGUCAGUUUUCAGGUAUUGCGCGGUGGAGAUGGAAAAGCUGGCUUCGCUGUGAGGAAUCCAGAAGGGGUUUUGGUUUAUCCUUAUCAAUGGCGGCCCAGUGCAGACUAUCAGGAUACAUCAGUUAAUGGUGGCUAUUAUAGCGUGUGCAUUGAUAAUCAGUUUUCAAGAUUUGCUGCCAAGCUAGUGAAUCUAUACAUUACAGUGAUUAGAUAUGAUCAGUGGCAGAAGUACAGCAAGGAAUUGGAGGAACUGAAUCUUUCCGUCGAAAACUUUACAAACACAAUUGUAAAUGUGGAGAGAAAUAUUAAUGAGAUGCUCCAGACUCAACAUUUGAGCAGAAGCAGAGAAGCGAGGGAUUUAAAUUUGUUGUUGGACAAUAACUCUUAUGUACAGACAUGGUCAAUUGCACAAGUGCUCGUUAUCACGGCGACAACUUUGAUUCAAGCAUUUUUCGUCAGAAAGUUAUUCGAUAUUAAACCAUCUGGACAUUCUAAAACACGCAUUUAACAUUAGCGAAUCAUAUGACUAACUCUUGGGUCAAUAAGAGCAAGAUAAUGGUUGAGUAUCUGUUGUGAUCAAACAACCGCAUGUUUACUGAUUAAACUCAUGUCGUACACAAAUUUAGGUAAUGACAUAAAGCGUAAGCGCUUUGACCGAUUCAUUACAAUGGAUCUGGUGAAUUGCAAUGCUAUGUGCAUAUUACAAGUUUUUAAUAUGCGACGUAAAUUGUGUUUGUUUUAUCCAUCGAUGCUAUAUGUUGUUUUGUGUCUUUAUGUAAAUUUAUGUGCAACAUGAUACAGACUGCCUGAAUAUUAAUUAUGACGCAGAAAUUUGUGAUACAUAAAAAUUGAUUAGGUGUAGCAAAUUUCUUGGGAGUAAUGUGGUCGUCUUUUAUACAAAGCCUCUAGUGAAUAAAACUUGAACUUCCAGAAUACAAAAAUUUAGCGAAACACUCACAGAGAUUUUGCAUUUUUUCAUCAAAACUACGCAUAUGUGCAAUAUACACACAUACUACUCAUAUUAGUUUUAAAAAAACAUUUUUAAUAAUUUUUAUGGAGAACUUUAAAUCCGGGUAUCUUUUACAGUAAUUCCGGGUAUCGUCUUCUUUUAUUAUGUUUAUGUUAUGUGUAUAUUUUCGAGUCAAAUCGCGUUCCACACCGAGUCAACUUGCAUACCACAAUACAAGACUGCCUCAUACUUCACAUCUGUGGAAGCUACAUCCAUCGAUCAAUUAUUAGGCAAUCAUAAUCUGUACUAGUUUUCACUUUACUUUGAAUAUAUCCUGUAUAUGUGAAUAUAAGCCGAUGAGAUAUUUAAAAAUGGACGUGAUUAUGAAUAUUUAAAAAUACAUGAAAUAACAUUUAUAUUGUAUUUAUAUAUAUAAAAAUAAUAAACAGAAACAUACUUUUGUUA
Molecule: messenger RNA, 1634 nt
Organism: Odontomachus brunneus
Lineage: Eukaryota; Metazoa; Arthropoda; Insecta; Hymenoptera; Formicidae
Product: transmembrane emp24 domain-containing protein 1
Exons: 4
Coding region: 42-728 (228 amino acids)
Biological process (GO): Golgi organization; endoplasmic reticulum to Golgi vesicle-mediated transport; intracellular protein transport
Cellular component (GO): COPII-coated ER to Golgi transport vesicle; Golgi apparatus; endoplasmic reticulum-Golgi intermediate compartment
Source: RefSeq, a predicted model, not a curated record